This is a messenger RNA of Sphaerodactylus townsendi, 2163 nucleotides long. RefSeq names its product abhydrolase domain containing 12, lysophospholipase (gene ABHD12). Gene Ontology annotation, cellular component: endoplasmic reticulum membrane. The record is from RefSeq and is a predicted model, not a curated record. Gene Ontology annotation, biological process: phosphatidylserine catabolic process; monoacylglycerol catabolic process. Gene Ontology annotation, molecular function: phosphatidylcholine lysophospholipase A1 activity; monoacylglycerol lipase activity. The coding region runs from base 119 to 1312 and encodes 397 amino acids. Lineage: Eukaryota; Metazoa; Chordata; Lepidosauria; Squamata; Sphaerodactylidae. The transcript has 13 exons.
UGGGAGGCGCCGCUAGUCUUUUGGUUGCCGGGCUGGGCCGAUAUAAUGUAGGGAAAGGCAGCGUCGGUGACUGGAGUGGGACGUCUUCCCUCAAGCAAACGGAGCUCGCGCUGCCGGGAUGAGGAAGAGGAACGAGUCCGUCACGUUGGAGCAUGAGCGCUUGGCCCCUUCGGCACCGGCGGCCUCCACCUCUCCUUCCCCAUCCCCGCAGCUGGACAAGGGCGUCAGUCUGAGACAGAGCCUGCGGCUGCCUGGCAGCGCCCGCCCCGCCGGAGACUCCGGCAUGAAGCGCCCGCUCGGCAGGAGACAUGGAAUGUGGUUUCGAUUGCGGAAGCUAGUAAUCUGGUUGUUGGGAGUGUACAUAGCCAUUCCAUUUAUAGUAAAACUUUGUCCUGGUAUUCAGGCAAAGCUCAUCUUCCUAAAUUUUGUGAGGGCACCCUACUUCAUUGACUUGAAAAGACCCCAGGAUCAAGGUUUAAACCACACCUUUAACUACUACCUACAGCCAGAAGAGGGUGUAACUAUUGGAGCCUGGCACACAGUUCCUGCAGCUUUAUGGAAGGAUGCUCAAGGAAAGGACCAACUGUGGUAUGAGGAUACGUUGGGUUCUAAUAGCCCUGUAAUCUUGUACUUGCAUGGAAAUGGAGGUACAAGAGGAGGAGAACACCGUGUGGAGCUUUACAAGGUUCUGAGUUCUUUUGGCUAUCAUGUAGUCACAUUUGAUUAUCGAGGCUGGGGAGACUCAAUUGGCAGUCCUUCAGAAAGUGGACUAACUUAUGAUGCUCUUCAUGUUUUUGACUGGAUAAAAGCAAGAAGUGGAGACAAUCCAGUUUAUAUAUGGGGGCACUCCUUGGGCACUGGAGUUGCAACCAACCUAGUAAGGCGUCUCUGCGAAAGAGAAACUCCUCCAGAUGCUCUUAUACUGGAAUCUCCUUUUACAAAUAUACGUGAGGAGGCAAGAAGCCAUCCCUUUUCAGUGAUAUAUAGGUACUUUCCAGGAUUUGAUUGGUUUUUCCUUGACCCGAUCACCUCUAGUGGAAUUAAAUUUGCAAAUGAUGAAAAUGUGAAGCAUAUUUCAUGCUCUCUGCUUAUUCUUCAUGCUGAAGAUGAUCCAGUUGUGCCGUUUCAUCUUGGAAAGAAGCUCUACAGCAUUGCUGCCCCAUCUCGGAGUUUCCGUGAUCACAAAGUGCAGUUCAUUCCAUUUCACACAGACCUAGGGUACAGACAUAAAUAUAUCUACAAGAGCCCAGAACUACCUCGAAUAUUACGAGAAUUCCUGGGAAAAAUUGAACAUGAGCAUCAUCGUCACUGAGGAAAUACCUGCAUGAUAGAGUUAAAAUUGUGUCACUUUAAAAAAUUGCCACUUUUAAAAAACCCAGGCGUGGGAUAAGUCUCAGAUUCUUGCUUCAGUCCUAUUGCAUACCCUUGGACACCCAGCCCUUGGAACAGUUAAGUAUGAAGAAAAGGAGAAUAUAGUUAGCUUUUUUUCAGUUUUUACUUUAAAGAACAAGGACAAGACAACCAAACGCAUCUGAAUAAUUCAAGCACAAGAAAGACAUGGCAACUUUUGUGAAAGUUGUGAACUUUCCUAAAAAGGUGUGAGGUACUGUACACUUCUUCAGAUGAAGAAACCUUUGGGAAUGCAAAUGAAGUGUGAUUUAUCUACAAGAAUAUAACGCUUAAUCUUUCAGUGGUGCACCUAUCGAACCUAUAUUACAGACUCUUUCAGUAGAAUUUAGUUCUGUGAAUUUUUUUUUGUUUAUGUUGUGGAAGCAUUGAAUUGAAGAAUUCCUGAAAAAAUAAUUGUUUAAAAUGAGGCAACUAUUUGAAAGGGAUAAUUUGUGAGGAAGUAUUCCUUUCUCCACUGCCUUGGUUUCAAACUUUCAAAGUUCCUUCCCUAUUUUCAUAGUAAAAUUCUUAAUUGUACCUCAUAAGCAGACACAUCCUUUUAGAGAUUGCUUCCCCUCAUCUCUGAACUGUUUUUGUUAGAUGCACAAGUUUUUGUUAGAUGCACUGUCAUGUAAAAUGCAUUGAUUCCAAAUUAUGGAGUCAGUUAUUUUGAAGGACCCUUUCUUUCUUUCUUUCUUUCUUUCUUUCUUUCUUUCUUUCUUUCUUUCUUUCUUUCUUUCUUUCUUUCUUUCUUUCUUUCUUUCUUUCUUUCUU